Messenger RNA from Microsporum canis CBS 113480, 927 nucleotides. RefSeq lists its product as uncharacterized. The record is from RefSeq and is a predicted model, not a curated record. Lineage: Eukaryota; Fungi; Ascomycota; Eurotiomycetes; Onygenales; Arthrodermataceae. The transcript has a single exon. The coding region runs from base 1 to 927 and encodes 308 amino acids.
AUGCGGUGGGUGUACAUCUGCACCGAAGACGAGCAACGCUCGCUCAGCGACGAGUUCAUCCGUGUUCUUGCUGCCCCCGUCUCCUCGAGUGACUCGACCAAGGCAUCCACGCUGCGAGACGACCAGCUGUUGCCACUGAACGAGUGGGUGUCGGAGGCCAUCGGCAAGGGAUACUACACAGACGAGGAGAUCAAGUCACUCAGGGAACAGCGUGCUGCAGUGCUGGAGAGCAUACGCAUGCAGUCGACGCGUAACGAAGAGGAAAAGGAACAGGCACAGUCGACCGCAGAGGCCCUUCGACGGUCCCUGGUGGCGCCUCCUAAUACGCAGGGUAUUGCGGCAAGACAAGAGGCAUCAGAGUAUUAUCUUUCUGCAGAACCAGGAUAUCAUCCAGAGGCAGACCACAAGACCGUCAUCCCGCCAUGCACUACAUCAUACUGCCAUUACUGCCGCCCAAGUGGCUGCGAGAGGUCGUGGCAGAGCCUGGCGGGACUGUGCCAUAACUAUGACUCUCUAACCCUUACAGAAAGCCGCAGCGGGAAACCGGUGACCAGCAUCUUCGACAUCCCCAUGAGUGAGAUCCGCCGCCCAAUUCCUCGUCGUGUCCCCAGAUACGGUAGCAGAGAGGCCCCUGGGGGCGAGAAUACCGACCCGGCGGCCCCCCCAAGCUCUCAGCAUGGGGACGAGGGAUCCGAAGGAGAUGAGCAGCCUACUGAAGAAGAGGCCGAGGUUAAACAGGACUGUCCAGGUAGACAGGCCAGGCCAACGAAGCGGCCAUGCCUGACAAGGAGACCAAAAUUCACUGCUGCGCAGCUCAUCGAAAGGACGAACAGAACUGCUGGGACAGUCGAUACAGGGGCGGUAGACGAAAUAGCAGAGACGGAGGAAGAAGAACCAGCAGAGGAAAAGACAGACGAGAUGAACUAG